AGGGACAGCCAUGCCCUUCUCAAACAGCCACAACCUCCUGAAGAUGAAGUACUCCGUUGACGAUGAGUACCCCGACCUGAGCGUGCACAACAAUCACAUGGCCAAGGUGCUGACCCUGGACCUGUACAAGAAGUUGAGGGACAGGCAGACUUCCAGUGGAUUUACGCUGGAUGAUGUCAUUCAGACCGGGGUUGACAACCCAGCAAUAUCAAAAUGGCCCAACUAAAUAAUCAGAGGCUGCCUCCCGAGGAGGAGUACCCGGACCUGAGCACCCACAACAACCACAUGGCCAAAGUGCUAACCCUGGAUUUGUACAAGAAACUGAGAGACAGAGUCACGCCCAGUGGCUUCACCCUGGAUGAUGUCAUUCAGACUGGGGUUGAUAAUCCCGGCCACCCCUUCAUAAUGACAGUAGGAUGCGUAGCUGGCGACGAAGAAUCCUAUGAAGUGUUUAAGGAACUCUUUGAUCCGGUUAUUGAGGACAGGCACGGUGGCUACAAACCAACUGAUGAGCACAAGACCGACCUGAAUGCUGAUAACCUGCAGGGUGGUGACGACUUGGAUCCUAAUUACGUGCUGAGCUCUCGUGUGAGAACUGGCAGGAGCAUCCGUGGAUUCUGCCUUCCCCCUCAUUGCAGCAGGGGAGAGAGACGGGCUAUUGAAAAGCUCUCUGUUGAAGCUCUGGGCAGUCUGGGAGGUGAUCUCAAGGGGAAGUACUAUGCCCUAAGGAACAUGACUGAUGCAGAGCAGCAGCAGCUGAUUGAUGAUCACUUCUUGUUUGACAAACCUGUUUCUCCUCUUCUGUUGGCAUCUGGGAUGGCACGAGAUUGGCCUGAUGCCAGGGGUAUCUGGCACAAUGACAACAAGACCUUCCUUGUUUGGAUCAAUGAGGAGGAUCACCUCAGGGUUAUUUCCAUGCAGAAAGGUGGCAACAUGAAGGAAGUGUUUACUCGCUUCUGUACAGGGCUAACACAGAUAGAAACUCUCUUCAAGUCCAAAAACUACGAGUUCAUGUGGAACCCACACUUGGGCUACAUCCUGACCUGCCCAUCCAACCUUGGAACGGGGCUCCGUGCUGGUGUGCACAUCAAGCUACCAAACCUUGGGAAGCACGAGAAGUUUGGAGAAGUCCUCAAGAGGCUUCGGCUGCAGAAACGAGGCACAGGUGGUGUGGACACAGCUGCAGUCGGAGGGGUGUUUGAUGUAUCCAAUGCUGAUCGUCUUGGCUUCUCUGAGGUAGAGCUGGUGCAGAUGGUGGUAGAUGGUGUGAAGCUGCUCAUUGAAAUGGAAAAACGCCUUGAGAAAGGCCAGUCCAUUGAUGACCUCAUGCCAGCUCAGAAAUAAAGCACUUUAUUCUCAUGCUUCCUAACUUAUUGGAUGAAUAAUAAAAUGUCACUCCAAUUUCAAACCCCUUGGGUCAGAGCCCACUUAGUUACACUGUAGAGAAGUCUUCCAUCCAUCUGUGUUAGAGUUUAUUUUUUGAUGGCUGAAAUGUUGUUGAAAAUGAAAUAAACUGUUGUUUUGGCCUGA
This is a messenger RNA of Gallus gallus (chicken), 1530 nucleotides long. RefSeq names its product creatine kinase B (gene CKB). Lineage: Eukaryota; Metazoa; Chordata; Aves; Galliformes; Phasianidae. Gene Ontology annotation, biological process: phosphocreatine biosynthetic process. The coding region runs from base 214 to 1344 and encodes 376 amino acids. Gene Ontology annotation, molecular function: creatine kinase activity. The transcript has 8 exons. The record is from RefSeq and is a predicted model, not a curated record.